UUUGGUCACUAAUUUUUGAUCAUUCAUUUUGUCAGUAACAUUUGAUCUUUUUUUUUGGGUCAGUAAUUUUCGACCAAUUUAUGACCCCAGUUUAUUUGCGAGCAGCGGUUUUUUACGACUUAAAUUAAAAGAGAACAGUAAAUGAACGUGUCAAUUGUACUUGAUAGUCUCUCAUCCGUAACCACAUGCUUAGCCCAAACCCUAAUUGUUUUCUUUUUCUUUUGAUUCUCUAUAAGACCAUGAGCAGAUAAUUCAACAGUAAGAUCACUGGCUAUCUCUUGCUCGAUUUUUUUUUUAAAUGAUACGUUUUAAUAAUCUACAAAAGCCGACAAAUUAGAUUAUUGGAGAUCCAACGGCUGAAAAGAGAACAUGCCGAAGAUCUCUCUCUCAUGGGCAGCAAUAUAUAAGCCAGUACCCAACAUUAUCCUCUCAUCCGCCGAUCUAAACCCUAAUUUCUUGUCCAUCGAAAUCAUGUCGGAUGAACACGACGAAGUGAAAGUGAUUACCACAUGCGUCUUCUGGGACCUCGAGGAUUUCGUAGUCCCUGAUAAUUUAAAUCCUUUUUAUGUUUAUCGUAACCUGUUAUCAGCUCUUAAGAGUAAGGGUUUUAUUGGUCGGUUGAAAAUCUGGUUCUAUUAUGGAGGUAAUCUAGAUUUCACGGAUGAAUUCGUGGACAAGUAUGAAGAGCUCCAUACCUUCUUCUUUCGCCUAGAAGGGGAUAUAUAUGAGAAAGCUACAAGGAUUAUGAGGGACGCUCUUCUCUGGUCAGUGGACAAUCCAGUGCGUGACGACAUUCCUGAACAAGCAAAUUUGUUUAUUAUCUCUAAUAAAUUCUCUGGAGAAGAAACCAAGGAGCUCCUCAGUUAUCUGCAAGCUUUGGAAUCGAGAAAGUAUAAUAUUCUCUUAGCACUUAACGAACCCGAAUCAUGUGAAGCGCUGCUUCCUUGUGUAAGCUUGGAAUGGCUUUGGCAUAGAAUAUUAGGUGCUGGUGAUGAUCUUGAAGAUGAUGUUGACAAUACUACUCUUUGUAACUCAUGCAACAAGGAAGAAGAGUUGAAGGCAGCCAACAUAAAGAUUUUGGAGAUGGAGAAAGCACAAGCUGAACAAGCCAAGGUGCUUGCUCAACAAGCAAAAGAGCUCGAGUAUUAUAAGAAUAUAGUAUUUAACCAAUUUCCAAACUUGGUUCUUCCAACCAAUCCUCCGGCUCGAGACGAUAAUUAGUAUUGUGUAUUUUUUAUGUGAUUAAAUUAUAUCUUCUAUUCUAUGUUAUAAACUA
Molecule: messenger RNA, 1276 nt
Organism: Arabidopsis lyrata subsp. lyrata
Lineage: Eukaryota; Viridiplantae; Streptophyta; Magnoliopsida; Brassicales; Brassicaceae
Exons: 3
Coding region: 370-1221 (283 amino acids)
Biological process (GO): regulation of gene expression
Cellular component (GO): peroxisome
Source: RefSeq, a predicted model, not a curated record